Messenger RNA from Adineta steineri, 1686 nucleotides. The record is from the annotation of a GenBank genome assembly. Lineage: Eukaryota; Metazoa; Rotifera; Eurotatoria; Adinetida; Adinetidae.
AUGCCUUUCUGGAAAAAAGACAAUAGUAACAAAGAAGUAUAUACGAAUGUUAUUCAAGGUUUAAGACAAAUAUAUUCACAAAAAUUAUUACCACUUGAAGAAGCAUACAGAUUUCAUGAAUUUCACUCAUCACAACUGGAAGAUAGUGACUUCGCAGCUAAACCAAUGGUACUGCUUGUCGGACAAUAUUCAGUUGGAAAAACGUCAUUUAUUCGCUAUUUAUUAAAUGAAGAUUUUCCUGGCAUUCGAAUUGGACCAGAGCCAACAACUGAUUCAUUUAUUGCUAUCAUGCAUAAUGAACAUGGUGGUGUUGUACCAGGUAAUGCAUUAGUAGUUGAUCCAACAAAACCAUUUCGACCAUUAUCAAAAUUUGGCAAUGCAUUUUUAAAUCGUUUUGUUUGUUCACAAGUGCGUAAUGAACUUUUAGAAACAAUUACAUUCGUUGAUACACCAGGUAUAUUAGCUGGAGAAAAACAACGUGUUGAUCGUGGCUAUGAAUUUAGUCAAGUUCUUGAAUGGUUUGCUGAUCGUUGUGAUCGAAUUUUACUUUUAUUUGAUGUUUCAUCAUUGGAUAUAUCAGAUGAAUUAAAACGUGCUAUUGAAGUUUUAAGACGCAAUGACGAUAAAAUACGUAUUGUCCUCAAUAAGGCUGAUUCAAUUGAUCAACAAGCAUUAAUGCGUGUUUAUGGUGCUUUAAUGUGGUCAUUAGGAAAAGUUCUUGGUACACCAGAAGUUUGUCGUGUUUAUGUUGGAUCAUUUUGGUCUAAACCUUUACAAUAUGAUUCAAAUCGACGUUUAUUUGAAUUAGAAGCAAAAGAUUUAUUUGGUGAUUUAGAAUCUUUACCACGAACAGCAACACUUCGUAAAUUAAAUGAUUUAAUCAAACGUGCUCGAUUAGCUAGAGUACAUGCAUUCAUUAUGAGUGAAUUGAAAGAAAGUAUGCCAAGUGUAUUUGGUAAAGAUCAAAAACGUCGAGAAUUGAUUAACAAUUUACAUUUAGUUUAUGAAAAAAUUGAACGCCAACAAAAUAUUCCAUUAGGUGAUUUUCCAAAAAUAGAACGUAUGCAAGAGAUAUUACAAAAUAUGGAUUUUACUAAAUUUAAACCAUUGGAUAAAAAAUUACUUGAACGUGUAGAUAAAAUGCUUGCUGAAGAUGUACCAAGAUUAAUGAGCAUGUUACCACGAGAAGAACUUGCAUAUAUGAAUUCAACUCAACCAGAAUUCGGUGGUGGAAAUUUAUCACAAGGAAGUACAAUUUUUGCUGAUCAACAAUCAACACCAUUUGAUAUUGGUGGUGUUGAAGGUAUUAAUGCUGGUAUUGGAGAAUAUGAUUGGAUUGUUGAACGAUCAAGACAUGAAUAUGAUCAAGUAUUUGCUAAACUUUCACCACAAAAUGGUAAAAUAAGUGGUGCUGCCGCCAAACAAGAAAUGGUUAAAUCAAAACUUCCAAAUAAUGUUCUUGGUCGUAUAUGGAAAUUGAGUGAUGUUGAUAAAGAUGGCAUGCUUGAUAUUGAUGAAUGGGCUUUAUCUCAACAUCUUAUUAAAAUCAAAGUAGAAGGUGAUGAAAUACCCAAUGUAUUACCUGACCAUCUUAUCCCACCAAGUAAACGUCAUUUAUCUAAUAAUACUAAUAAUAAUGGACUUUAUCCAGCAAUUAAUAACAAUAAUUCAAGUGGUUAUAAUUGA